UCUCUCUCUCCCUCUCUCUCUCUCCGGUGCAGUCGUGCGUCCCGCGGCUCCCUGACUCGUCGGUCGGUGCCAGCACUUUCCCGUUGGACGCAGCGCACUGAGAGCGCACUACAGCUUCUCCUUUUUCUUUUUUUUGAAAGAAGCUCUUUGCCAAAAGUUUCUGUUUGCACAUUUUUUCUCGGACUUGAACGAAUGAUGAAAAUGACCUGAGAGACAUAGUAUAAACACCAGCUCUGGUUGUUAAGGGGGCGCGGGGGCGGCUGAACGCCGGCGCAGUGUGCGUAAUACUCCGGGGAGCAGGUGGAUGGAGAGGCUGGCGGGAUGCAGCGUUCCAGCAGAUCAGCGCCGCUCCGGAGCGGUUGGACACUUCAAUUCUCAGCCGAGGGACACCUUACCACGAUGGACUUGAUAUGAAGAAGAAGUUUUCACAUUUUAAUCUAAAAAUGGAUCUUGCUCUUUUUCGGUUUCUCUACAGCUGGGAUGUGACACUUGUGGUUCGUCGGUAAGGAGAAUCCCCAGUCGUCCCGAUCCCCAGAGCCCCAAAUCCCUACACCCUAAAGUCUCAAAUUCCUAUUACCCUAGACUAAUCUUCUAGUUUGUCCCUUUACUGUCUAACAUCCAACCCAAUAAUAUCUACUUUUUUCACAAAUCCUUUAUGCUAGCACCUUUACCUUUUGCCAUUUGUAGAAACCUUUAGCCCUUUGAUAGCCUGAACCUCUCCCAGCCAUCAUGGCCUUGGAUCAGUGGCCCUUUCUCCCGACGUCCCCCAACAUCUCCAUCCCCGAGCCCCUCCUGUACGACAGCUACCUCCAGGGGAACGAGUCCGACCUGGAUCUGAACUUCACUGAGACCAGGGAGCGACACCAGGACAAGACCAGCUCAGUGGUAAUCACCUUCAUCUACUUCAUAGUCUGCUCCGUGGGGCUGUGCGGCAACGCGCUGGUCAUAUACGUCAUCCUGCGCUACGCCAAAAUGAAGACGGUGACCAACAUCUACAUCCUGAACCUGGCCGUGGCGGAUGUUCUGUUCAUGAUGAGCCUGCCGUUCAUCGCCCUGCAGCUGGCUCUGGUCCACUGGCCCUUUGGAGAGGUGCUGUGCAGGGUGAUCAUGACUGUUGACUCUCUCAAUCAGUUCACCAGCAUCUUCUGUCUGAUGGUGAUGAGCAUCGAUCGGUACUUGGCUGUGGUCCACCCUAUUAAGUCCACAAAAUGGCGGAAACCGCGUGUGGCCAAGCUCAUUAACCUGACGGUAUGGGGUGUGUCCCUGUUAGUCAUCCUACCUGCUAUGAUCUUCAGCGGCCUUGAUAAGGUGCCAGUGUGUGGGAUCAUGUGGCCGGAGCCCCAGGACGUCUAUUCCACAGCCUUCAUAGUCUACACCUUCUUAAUCGGAUUCUUUCUGCCACUGUCAGUCAUAUGUAUGUGCUACCUGCUCAUAAUAGUCAAGGUCAAGUCAUCUGGCAUGCGGGUGGGUUCCACCAAGCGCAAGCGUUCUGAGCGUAAGGUGACAAGGAUGGUGUCCAUCGUGGUGGCAGUGUUCGUCCUCUGUUGGCUGCCUUUCUUCAUUUUCAAUGUCGCCUCCGUCACCGGCUCCAUCAAGCCCACCUCCGCCGUGAAGAGCGCCUUCGACUUUGUAGUGGUGCUGGGAUACGCCAACAGCUGCGCCAACCCCAUCCUGUACGCCUUCCUGUCGGACAACUUCAAGAAGAGCUUUCAGAACGUCCUGUGUCUGAAAAAGGUGGCAGGACUGGACGAGAUAGAGCGGAGUGACAGCAGGGCGGACAGGAGCAGGAUGGUUAAUGAUGCCGCCAUCAUCAACGCCAAUUUGGAGACCCACAAUGCUGCCCUGCUCAAUGGGGAGCUGCAGACCAGCAUCUGAGGAGGAGCCAGUAACCUCCAGGGAGGCUGGAGAGCAGUGGGACUGGGAGAUUCCAGGCUGAUGAGCUGCCAGUACGCUGCCAUUGACCCCUGUUCAAAGAUGCAGGGGCAGGAGGAGGAUGUUAUAGCUGCUGCUCAUAGACAUUGACACAUGAACAAAGUCUAAGUGAAAAAUAAACAAUUUUGUAAGGGGUUUUCAGAGGUCAGGGAAAGUACAUUGACUUCUGCUCAAAACUCUUGAUAUUUGAGUUAAUGAGGCAACUUGAGCUGGUUUACCCUGAGGCAGAGCAAAAUGUAUCUUGACUGGAGUGAUUUUCCGUACGGAAGAGACAAGUGAUGUUGAAAUCAUUCACAAGUAAGAUGGCUGCUCAUGCUUUCCAUUUUAAGGUUCCUAUUGAGUUGUCAGAAGUCAUGCAGACUGAACCAAAAUCGAAACAAGACGCAGAAUGCAGGAGAAUGGACUGCUGCGGAUCCACUGGAGAAAUACUGGGGCUUGUUCACCCAUAGUGGAGAGAGAUUUGAUGGGAUUGGGCACCAGCCAUGCUCUCUUUGAUGGAGUGUUUUCAGUGCUAUAAAGGGGUCGGCAUUGAUUUCUCUAAAUAUGGAAAUACUGCUGAAGAAGUCAGCCGAACAUUUCAGUGGAAAACAGCCAGCACUGUAAUUCUAUAGAGACUAUGAAAGAUAAAAACCAUAAGCCAAAGGAGAAAAUGGUCAUGUUUAAAAACAUAGAAGAUGAUUGCCUGGUUUUACAUGUCAACAUGUCAACAAAAUUUCAAAGCCCUCCCAACACGACAUCUUAUUUACUACGAAUGAAGGAGGUCGUUUUUUCUGCUUUUUCCGAGCUGCAUUGAUCCGUAAAUCUCAAACUGAACCUCCUGGAUUAUUGAUUGGGUAGAAAGAUGGGAAAACAUCUUGCCGACCGGUCUGACCUUGCUCCCUUUAAAACAGCUUCAACUUGUAUAUACAAAAUGGUUUUCAGUCAACCUGGGGAAAUGUUCCUGACAUGGACGACCAAAGUCAGAACCCAAAUACAUUUCAAAGGCAUUCCCUUCUGUAUAAUUCUGUACCAUUUGUACUUUACUCUUCACUGUAUCCCAGUCUUAACAACAGUUGCUCCCUCUGCCAGCGGUGCUGUUGUAAAGAGCCCAUUUCUCUGUGUAAAUUGCUGUGUUUUGACAAAGUAAGAUUUCCUCCUGAGUUCAUGUUGAGAGGUGGCCACAGCCCUCAGAUUCACAUUUUGUUCAGACAGCGUGUUCUUACAAAAUUGCUUCAAUUUCACAGACGGCAGAAAGUGUCAAAGAUGGUGAGAGAGACGGUGGAUAAGGACAUACAUAGAGCGGGGGGUAGAAAGAAAUAACUGUGUAUAUUUAGUUUUUAAUGAGGUUACAACAGAUAAAGAUUGCAGUGCUUUAAUGUGCUUCAGCCUUCAGUAUCUACACAUGCUCAUCACAAAGUACAUUACCACCAAGGCGACUAACUGUUGAAAGUGUAUUCUCACGUAUGUGUAUAAAAACUACCACAAACCGCUUAAGUGCCCUUGACAGAAGGCAUCUCUCAGUGGCACUCAUUAAACCAGAUGAAUACUGAAAACAUUAAGCAGCAGCAGCAGCUAUAUAUAUAUAUAUAUAUAUAUAUAUAUAUAUAUGGGCUUACAACUGCACUAUAUGCUCUUAAUAAUAAGUGGCUGAGAGACACAAGAGUGUCAGGAUGCCGGAUUGAUUAAUGGAAUAAUCAGUCUGUCAGUGGAAUGUUAGCAGCUUGGACUAGAUGGGCUUUCAUCCAUUUAAACUUAAUAGUUUCUUAAUUCAUAAAGAAACAAAACAGUGUUCACAGUCUUCAAACAACUGUGGUUUCAUUUUAGUGUAGAUCAGGGAUGGGCAACUUAAAUGUUGGAGGGGGCCACAUUUUUUCAUGGACACUACCACAGGGCCACAUAUAGGUCAGUGCUUAACCAGACAUGAUGAAACUGCAAUUUUAAAUAUGUUUACAGUGCAGUAACUUAAUAUAUUUAAUGCUCAAAUGCAUGUAUAACAGCAUAAAUAGGAAUACAAAGGGGUUGAAGCAAAUAAAAAAUAAUAACUGUGAUUUCUUUUUUUUCAGUGCAAAGAACAGCAGACCAACAUUAAUUGCAAGAAGUCAUUUUGUGCAUUUUUACACUGCACUUUUACAAUUUCAUGCUCAAAUGCAUGUAGUUGUACUAAAGGGCCACUUCAAGUGAGGGUGCGGGCCGUAUGUGGCCCCCGGGCCUCCAGUUGCCCAUCUCUGGUUUAGAGCAUCAGGUUGAAUUUACAGACACCCUAUUAGUCACUGGUCAGAAUUUAAAUGUAUAUAGACCCUUUUACAGUCGAAAUCUUCCCCAAAUGCAUGGUUAUUGUAAAUCCAGUUGUAAGAAUUGAUACUACAACAAGAUUCAAGUUCUACAGAAUUUAAACAGAAUCACAAUGUUUCAGAACAACUGGUGUUUUGGUUUGUUUGAGCGACCAUGUUAACUGGUGACUUUCACCUGAAUUAGUCCGAGGUUGCUCACAGUAACUUCCCUAAAUGGUUGGUGUAGAUAAUAAACAUAACACAAAUGCAAAUUUAAAACCGAUUAAAGUGGACAUUAAGGGUUUUUUUAGACACCUACAUGUUUUGUUCUGCUGAGUCACAAGUGAACAUGGUCACUCAUGUCUAUGGCUGACUGACAUGUUGCCUACCACUGGACUGAGGACCCAAUCAAAAAUGCUUGUGUUUGUAAUGCUAAUUUCAAAUCUCAAAAUCUCAUGGAAUUUGACAUUCUGUACAUGACCACAAAUAAAGCAGUUCUAAGCAUUUCUUAACUUUUAUAAUCAUAUUUUUUUUUAACUAGUUACAUGUUAUUUUUCGCCUGGCAACCAAGCUAAGCAUUUGGCAUGAGCAUCCUUAUUUAUGUCAUCAUUUUUAGAAAUUGUAAAAGGGUCUAUUGUACAGACUGUAACAGCUCCAAUAAAGAUAUUGUUAUCAACCUGUAACCUCAACUACCACAAAUUGACAUUUAUACAUAUUUUUAACCCUUUGAUGCACAACAUAUAAACAACUUCUAAUUCACAAUAUGGGUCAAAAAUGACCUUGUGCAUUAGAAACAUAGUCAUACAAAAAGUGAUACACUGAAUUAACAAUUUGAGUAUAUGUGUAACUAUGUCUUAUUUUUAAGGUUUAAUUUUAAAAGAGUUGUUAGAACCACCAGAUUACAUUGGAAAAUCACAUAUUUAACAUUUUAGACUUAUUAGAUCCACCAAAUAAUAAUUUCCAUUGGAAAAACACCAAUUUAACAAAAUAGGAUAGUUAAUAUUUGUGUCUUCUUUGUCAGAUUUUAAAUUAGUGAUUGGUGAAUUGAUGACAACAUGGGUCAAAAAUGACCUCGUGCAUUAGAACAUAGUGAUAAAAAGGGUUGUUAUUCAAAAAGUAAGAAAUGAAAAAAAAUGAGGAUGUAUGUUGAUCAAAAACAAGUUAUUUGAGAAAAACCUGCAAUACUGAAUGAUGAAAUUAAUUUAUUGCAAAGAUAUAGAAUAUAAAAACUCACUUGGGUCACUUUAGACCAUGUUGUGCAUCAAAGGGUUAAAUUAGCUAGCUGGUUAUUAGCUAGCAGAUUGCUUCAUUGGGCUAACUUGACUAAGCUCCAGCUUCCUACUAGAGCAAGAGACAGAAGAGCUACAUAAAGAAGCCUUGUCACAAUAAUGCAUGUGGAAACCUUAUCACUCCAUUAAUGCUGACUCAGUGAGCCUUCACCCACAGCAGACAUCUACUUCCGUUUUAGUUAUCAGGCUCUUUGUGCACAGUGACGUUUUCAACGGACCUCCAUGAUGGAGCUACACCUGGUUGCCAGGAGAUUUGUCAAACAACUGAGGAGCCUCUAUAGGAAUAAGGUCAUCCACCAUAUGGUGUGGUGUCAGAUUCAUUUGGUCCCAGUAUAUCGGUCAAGUUAGAAGCCAUCAAUCAGUCCAAUCGAAAGAGAUGAGAAGUCAGACAGCACUUGUCCCGGGAGGUUACUGCAGAAAAUCAUUUUUCAUGGCAAUCUGUCUCUGCUGUCACUGCUGCUGGUUGUGGAACACAUAGCAACACAAACUGACUCACAUUUGUAUGCAUGCGUUGGUAACACUUUACAAUAACCAUCUAGGUAAUGCUUAUAGAUGGUUUAUAAGCCAAUUAUUAACCAUUUACAAAGUGCUAUACAUAUUUAACCUUUAAAACAGGGGUCUCAAACUCGCGGGCCAAUUGCGGCCCUCGUGACAAUAUUUUGUGGCCCCGAACUUGAUAUGAAAGUUUAAUGUGAGUUUUUUAUGAAUGGCACUUUACCGUGUUGUGUGUGGAAGGUCCCUUUAUACUUUUUUUUUGUAAUUUUGGUUUUUGUUAAAUAAUUUUGUGUCUUUUUUGGUAAUUAUCUGUCUUUUUUGGUCAUU
Messenger RNA from Centropristis striata (black sea bass), 6292 nucleotides. RefSeq names its product somatostatin receptor 2a (gene sstr2a). The transcript is spliced from 4 exons. The coding region runs from base 730 to 1875 and encodes 381 amino acids. Gene Ontology annotation, cellular component: neuron projection; membrane. Gene Ontology annotation, molecular function: neuropeptide binding; somatostatin receptor activity. The record is from RefSeq and is a predicted model, not a curated record. Lineage: Eukaryota; Metazoa; Chordata; Actinopteri; Perciformes; Serranidae. Gene Ontology annotation, biological process: cellular response to glucocorticoid stimulus; cellular response to estradiol stimulus; neuropeptide signaling pathway.